Molecule: messenger RNA, 1650 nt
Organism: Vanrija pseudolonga
Lineage: Eukaryota; Fungi; Basidiomycota; Tremellomycetes; Trichosporonales; Trichosporonaceae
Gene: SPCC645.10
Product: Putative CCA tRNA nucleotidyltransferase 2
Exons: 3
Coding region: 1-1650 (549 amino acids)
Biological process (GO): tRNA 3'-terminal CCA addition
Molecular function (GO): RNA binding; ATP:3'-cytidine-cytidine-tRNA adenylyltransferase activity; CC tRNA cytidylyltransferase activity
Source: RefSeq, a predicted model, not a curated record
AUGCGCUUCAUCCCCCCCUUGCGCUCGAUACACCGUCUUGCAAGCACAACAGCAGCAAGAGUAUCCCCCAUGUCCAGGCCCAUUCUCGGCCCCGCCGGCGCCAUCCGCCUCUCGGACGACGAGGAAAAGUUUGUGUCCCUCCUCGACAAGUUUGCCGCUGGGCUCGAGCCGCCAGUCGAGUGCCGCAUCGCCGGCGGCUGGGUGCGGGACAAGCUCCUCGCGCUCCCUUCUCACGACCUCGAUAUCGCCCUCUCGACAACAUCCGGGUACGCGUUCGCCGAGUCGUUCGUCAACUUCCUCCAUGACAACCACAGCCAGGUGAACACUGGCCGUGUGGGCCGCGUGGCGGCCAACCCCGACCAGAGCAAGCACCUCGAGACGGGUACCACGACGAUCAUGGGGCUCGAGUGCGACUUUGUCGGGCUCAGGUCCGAGACGUACACGGACAGUAGGAUACCUGACCAGGUGACCCUCGGCACGCCAGAGGAAGACGCCAUUCGCCGGGACCUGACGAUCAACUCGUUGUUCUACAAUGUCCACUCGCGCCAGGUGGAGGACUGGACGCGCCACGGCCUCGACGACCUGGAGAAGAAGAUUGCCCGCACGCCACUCCCCCCGCGCCAGACGUACCUUGAUGACCCGCUGCGCGUGCUCCGUACAGUCCGCUUCAGCUCGCGCUUCGGCUUGACGAUCCAGCCAGAUGUCGCGGCAGCCAUCAAGGAGGAGGAUAUCCAGGCGGCGCUGAGGACAAAGGUCAGCCGCGAGCGCGUCGGCAUCGAGACGUACAAGAUGAUCGAGAAGAACGCUAUCGGGUCGGCCGAGCUCAUCGACACCCUCGGUCUCCACUCGUCGAUCUACAUGUGGCCGACUGAGCCGCCGCACCCGCGCGGAGAGGCGAUCGCCGCUGCCCGGGUUCUGGAUGUGCUCCUUAAGCGGGAAGAGCUUGUCUCGGCGGCUCCUGCGUCUACCUCGUCCCCCCUGCUCUGGCUCGCAGCCGCCGUGAGCCCAUACCGCGGCGCGAUCACUCAGGUAAAGACCAAGGACAAGCCCGUCGUCGGCGUCAUCAUUGCCGAGUCGCUCAAGCUCUCGGCUGCGAUCACCGACUCGGUCGCGCACCUCUUCGAGGCGGCGGAUCUUCUCGACCCGAAGCUCCAAACCGGCUCCCGGUCUGACAUUGGCGUCGUGCUCCAGCACCCGGCUGUCCGCCCAUGGCAGCAGAGCUUUGUGUGGGCUAUUGCGCAGCGCAUCGUCCCAACGUGGCAGGGCACCUGGGCGCCAGAACACGAGGCGAUCCUGCAGUCCUUCCUCGCGCUCAAGGCGCGCAUCGUCGAGCUCGGCCUCCCCGAGGCGAUCGACCUCGCGCCGCUCCUCGACGGCAAGGAGGUGCUCAAGCUUCUCGACCUCCGCCCCAGCCCACUGCUCAAGGUGCUCCUCGACGGCGUCAACGUGUGGCAGCUCGACCACCCGUCAGGCACCAAGGAGGAGUGCGCUUCGUGGCUGUUGGCAGAAUGGAACGGCGAAGGUCGCGCAAAGUUCGAAGCCUCCGUGGUGACCAUUAACAAGACGGGCAAGCAGCGCAAGCCGAAGGAGCCGAAGGGUGAGACCAAGCCCAAGGAGCCCAAGGGCGGCGACGCCAAGCGCAAGCCAUAG